CGGUUCUUUAGCUUUUAAGAACACAAAGUCCAAUUGCACCUACGCAGUCUAGCCCAGUAGAUAAGUCUAGUACAGAGACGGCUCAAAAUGGCGGACGAGCUGGAGCAGAUCGAAUUAGGCUUUGAGGAAAGACUAGAAGAAAUCAACAACUGGCUCAAAAAUGGAGGAUACGAAAAGUAUAAAGAAGCUAGACGCCUUGCAGAGGAAGAAUCCCUCGAAGAUCCUGAAACUGAUCCUUUUAAGUCAAAGUAUAAAGCUAGAAGAAUCUUGUUAGAUUUGAAAGCUGAAUUGGCAUCAUUCUUAGACGACGAAAUCCCCAGCGAAAAAGCUAAGAUCCUAAAGGCUGCUCUUGAUUAUCAGAUUGGACAAAAUUACAUUGAAACUGAAGAGCUGAGUACGGGCGAGGAACUCUUUAAAAAUUGCAUCAAUACUCUCGCAGAAUAUCGCAUGGACAAAAGAAGUUGCUCUAUACACUUGCAUGCUUUGAACGAGCUGGGAAUUCUCUGGUCCAAAAGAGGUGACUCUGAAAAAGCGUUGGGAUUUCUACAGGAUGCAGAGAAGUUGUACUAUAGUUACAAAAAAGAAAUGGAGGGCUGCUCUCCUUAUGACAUUCAAGAACUCUUUUAUCCUGAAGACAACUUCCUCUCAGAUGCUGAACGGGAAAGGGCUUUCAGUGCGACCUUCACUCAUACUUUGUAUUACUUAGCACAAGUCAAUGCAGCCUUGGGGCAUUCUAAAAAAGGGGCAAUGUAUUGUCACACAACUCUAUGUCGCCAGCUGGAGACAGAACAGUAUGAUCCAGUUGACUGGGCUCUUAACUGCGCAACACUGUCUCAGUACUACAUUACACAAGAAAAAUAUACAUUGGCAAGACAUUGCCUGGCAUGUUCCAGUCGUGUUUUCUCUGAGGCUGAAGAAACUGCUACAGUGGAGGCUGUGAGUGAGGAUGACAGUCAGGAAGAAAGAGAAAGAAAAGAAAGAAUUCCUCAAAGGAAGGCUGACAUCUCUCGCUGUUGGAGUAAAUAUUGUUUGGAUGUGUUGAGAACAUCAAGAGAUCGGUGUGUACAAGAAUUGACCAAUGCUGAUCAGAAUGAUGAAGAACAAAAAACAGAGAAAGUGACUUCUGAUGGAAGUGCCAGGAAAGAAGAAAGCACUCAAGAAGGUGACACAGAAGAGCCCCUUAGAUUUGAGUCCCUUGAAGUUAUUUCCUUAGAACAGUCGGUACCAGACCACUUAAUAAAGUCAUAUGAUGAGGCACGUGUCCUGUUUCUGGAGGGACAAAAAUGGCUCAACAUAUCCAAACAAUUCUAUGUGCUGGACGGUCAUGUGACCAAUCACAUAGAAAUCAUACAGGACUUGAGCCAGCUAUACAAACUGUUGUCAUUCUUUGACGAAGACUUUGAAAGGCGAUGCAAAAUGCACAAACGGCGAGUGGAUAUGCUGAGUGAAGUUCUUAUCGAGUUGAAUCCCCAGCAUUAUCUUUUGGUCUGUCGACAAUUGAUGUUUGAAAUUGCAGAAGCAUACAGUGACAUGGCUGAUCUAAAAAUAGCUAUUGUGGAUGAGUCAGGCGGGCAUCCAAAUGCACAUGCAGUCAAAAAAAUAAAUAUAUUGAUAAACCAAAGUAUAAAGUUUUUCAAGAGCUUUAUCGACUCUAUGAAGAAUAAAGGUGCUUUGCCUGAAACAUUUGCUGAGGACACUGUGCGCCCAGCUCUUGUGGCACAUUUUUAUGUUGCACGGCUUUACUCCAAGCUGAUAUGCUCAGACAAACAUCUCAAGGUUGAUAAUUUGAAGAAGAGUUUGGCUAUUUAUCAGUAUCUUGUGGGAUAUUGUGACAGCCACCCUGGUGUGUCAGACAUGGCAUUCAAGCAGGAGAUUGGUGUUUCCAGGGAAAUGGCUCAACUUCUUCCUUUCAAGAUGGAUAAAAUCAUGAAAUCUGAAUCAUGACAUUUGCAGUGGAAUGGUCAUUAACUUUCAGUUUGCUUCUAGGACUGAAAAUGGACUUCGACUCCUAAUACUAGCAGGCUAAACACUGUACAUAAUUGAUUGCUAAUAAAAUUUCAUGCCUUUCUAGUAA
Molecule: messenger RNA, 2074 nt
Organism: Pocillopora damicornis (cauliflower coral)
Lineage: Eukaryota; Metazoa; Cnidaria; Anthozoa; Scleractinia; Pocilloporidae
Product: KIF-binding protein
Biological process (GO): neuron projection maintenance; microtubule cytoskeleton organization; central nervous system projection neuron axonogenesis
Source: RefSeq, a predicted model, not a curated record